Molecule: messenger RNA, 1524 nt
Organism: Moesziomyces antarcticus
Lineage: Eukaryota; Fungi; Basidiomycota; Ustilaginomycetes; Ustilaginales; Ustilaginaceae
Exons: 5
Coding region: 1-1524 (507 amino acids)
Source: RefSeq, a predicted model, not a curated record
AUGGGUCGUCGCGUCACUACGCUCGUGCGGGCUGCGACGUGCCAUCCGCUCUGGUGGGACCGCAUCCGCAAGCUGCGCAGAAACCCAAGUUGCGCAGGCGAGAAACCGCUCCGAAGGCAGACCGCAACGGGACCUGUCCAGCGAGAGGUGUACAAGAACGUCGCCGAGCUAGGACCGAUGGACCGAUGCAAGGACUACCCUUCGGUGCCGCGCUCCAGCGGAGAGCUCCCGGCAAGUGUCGAGAACCGCCGUGCUCCGACGGCGUCCGCUGCCGUGCCCCUCGACUGUGUUCCGCAGCCCCCUUCCGCAGCCGCCUUCAGCAGCCCCCUUCCGCACCCGCCUUCCGCAAUCCCCUUCCGCAACUGCUUUGCGCAUUGGAACGUCGUCCAUCCUGCCGUCCAAGCCCGGGCAUCGCCAGCCCAAACUUCGGCACAGCGUGGCGCUCACCCCUCGGCUAGCUCGCCAACGCAGUCUCGCGCCGCCCAACCGCCUCAGACAUCGCGUGCUGGCCAUGCGGCUCAGCCGUCCGCCUCUUCGACCACGUCCGCUCUCGUCCACAGCCGUCCAAGCGCUAGCUCGUCCGCGCAGGAUGUCGUCGACCGCCAGCCCGUCCAUUCGUCGUCCGCCCAGUCUCCUCCCCGCACGCAGCCGACUGCUGCCGAGGCUUACGAAUCGGACCUGACGUACUCCGAGACGGACGAAUCCGAGGCUGACGAGUCCGAGGCUGACGAGUCCGAGGCCGUCGAAUCCGUGGCCGCCGAGCCUGAUGCUGUCGAAGCCGAUGUUGUCGAGGCCGGUCCUGCCAACGUCGAUGCUGCGCCUAGGCCGGGCACCGUCGCGCAGGAGACGGCACUGGUCCGCAUGCAUCUCAUGUUCCGGCAUUGGGUCGAGGCGGGCUGCCUUUCGUGUCGCGGUCUGGGAAUCGCAUGCGAGCAGCCCCCGGUGCACACUAAACAGGAGAAGUGCAAGCAUUGCUCGCUCGAGUUCAAGCCGUGCACCUUGCGCUGGAUCCUGUACAUGCCCAGGGUCAUCGAACUCGUGCAGAAGCUGCGCCAUGUCGACUUGUCGACCAUCACUCCCGAGUUUCUGGCUGCGGAGCUGGAGGUCUUUCAAGAUGUCAAGGAGCUGGGCGGGUUCAUGGAUCGCUGCAAGGACUACGGUCCGCUCGCCCACCGCGCCCCUGCCGAGCACCCCGUCGAGCGCCCAUCUUCGGAGCGUAAUGACCACACUCCCACUCCCAAGCGCAUGACAUCGGACCGCAACGCUCAGACUCACACCCCGCCGCCCUCGUCCGAGCCGCAGAGAGGAGCGUCGGCACGCAGGAAGCGAACGUUCGACACGAUGCUCAACGAUCUUCCCACUCCUAGCGACGACGACAUGCGCGAGCAGGGUGGCGUCGGCGUUGAAGUCCUGCAGCAGCACCAAGCCGAGCUCGCUUUCUUCGGCCCAACGAUCACCAGCGAGCAGCUCCUCGGUGUCUGCGCCAGGACACUGUCUCGAAUCGCGGAGGAGAUGAACCGUUGA